GUGGAAACGGGGCUGCGUUCCAUUGCAGUCCGCCUUCCUACAAGCCUGUAUGAUGCCAACAAAGAGUUGGAAAUCAGUCUUCACUUGAGUAGCAGGUAUGUUUUUUGAUCUAAAACUACGGAAAGGGAACUUGGUUACACACUGUAUUGAUAUAUGAUCUGAUACAACCUCACUAAGAGGAAAGAGGAUGUGACCGAGGCGGAGUGCAGUUGAAUCUGGACGCAGCCCUCUCCUAACCGCGUCGCCGCAGCAGGGUAGCGGAGGAAAGGAGUGAAUUCGAUUAUUGUUCUCUCCGCAAGAAAAGGGAACAUCAACUCCUCACCUAUCCAUCAUCAACGGUUCACGGAAACCGUUUAGUGAACAAGUAGCCGCUGCAGGCGUCCGCGGACACCCGGGUUGCCGCUUCACUCACCCGGGUUAACUGCUUCACCCAACCCAUGAAGCUGUGACUAAACGAGGAGACCAACGACGAACCCGAUCAGAUCGGGUCGAUAUGCAGUAGCCCAGCCCCGGACGGCCCUAGCUGUGACCCCCGGUGAGAACCACCAUGGGACACCCGCCCCUGGAGUUCAGUGAGUGCUACCUGGACAGCCCGGAGUUCAGGGAGACCCUAAAGUGCUACGAGCUGGAGCUGGAUAGGACCAGCCGGUUCCUCAAGGAUGUCAUCAAGGAUGGGAACAGUGUCAUCAACGCCAUCAAGGGUUAUUCUCUGGCAGUACAGAAGUUCUCGCAGACUCUCGGCGUCUUCCAGUUUGACUUCAUCGGAGAUUCGCUCACAGACGACGAGAUGAACAUCGCUCAGUCCUUCCAGGAGUUCGCUGGUCUUCUACAGGAGAUCGAAGACGACCGCAUGAUGCUGGUGCAGAACGCCUUCGAUCUGCUCAUCAAGCCUCUGGAGAAGUUCAGGAAAGACCAGAUAGGAGUGACCAAGGACAAGAGGAAGAAGUUUGAGAAGGAGAGCGAGAAGUAUUAUUCCCAGCUGGAGAAACACCUCGCCCUGUCCGUCAAGAAGAAGGAGAGUCUUCUGCAGGAGGCGGACGACGUCCUGGACAAGGAACGGGCCACCUUCUACGAGUCCUCCGUGGAGUACGUCUACCAGGUCCACCAGGUGCAGGACCGCAAGAAGUUUGAUGUGGUGGAGCCGGUGCUGGCGUUCCUUCACAGCAUCCUCACGCUCAACAACCUGACAGUGGAGAUGACCCAGGACUUCACCCCCUACAAGCAGGAGCUGCAGCUCAGCCUGCAGAACACCAGGAACCACUAUGAAAGCACAAGGGAGGUCAUGGAGGACUUGAUGAAGAAGAUGAAGAACCCGUCCUUCAUCUGUCAAUCACACACCAUGCAGGGAUACCUCUACUGCCACGAGAAAUGGGCUUUGGGGAUGACCUGGGUCAAGUAUUACUGUAAAUUCCACAAAGACAACCGCACCCUGAAGAUGGUCCCCUGCGAGCAGAAGACCACCACCAAGCAGGGUGCUGCGGAGCUCACCCUCAGGUCGUGCAUCCGGAGGAAGUCUGAGUCCAUCGACAAACGCUUCUGCUUCGACGUGGAGACCAGUGAGAGAAACGCUCCGGUGACAUUCCAGGCGCUGUCGGAGGGGAACAGGAAGCAGUGGAUGGAGGCGAUGGACGGGAAGGAGCCGAUUUAUCAUUCCCCGAUUCACAAUAAAGCAGAAAUGGAACUGAAUGAAGUUGGAUUUAAGUUUGUGCGCAAGUGCGUCAACUUCGUCGAAACAAAGGGGCUCACACAGGAGGGUGUAUACAGAACCGUUGGCAGCAACAUCCAAGUUCAGAAGCUGCUGAACGCUUUCUUCGACCCGGUGUGUCCUGGUGAUGUAGACUUCAACAGCGACGACAUGGACAUCAAAACCAUCACCAGCGCUUUGAAGUUCUACCUCAGGAGUCUCUCGGAGCCCCUACUGACCCACGGCCUGCACGACAACCUCAUCCUGGCCGCCAAGUCGGACAACCUGGACCACAGGCUGAGCGAGAUCCACGCGCUGAACUACAAGCUCCCCGAGAAGAACCGCGACAUGCUGGCUCUCCUCAUCAAACACCUCGUCAACGUGUGCAGCCAGAGCGAGGAGAACCGCAUGAUCCCGUCCAACAUGGCGGUGGUCUUCGGGCCUACCCUGAUGAGGGCCAAGGAGGAGACGGUGGCGGCCAUGUUGGACAUCAAGUUCCAGAACAUCGUGGUGGAGAUCCUGAUCGACAACUACCAGAAGAUCUUCUGCAGCGCUCCUCUGGACGGCGCCUCCUGCCCCCCGGUGCCCCCCCCCAGGGUCAACCCCAGGAAACGGCAGCCAAUCACCAUCUCCAAGAGACCGCCGCGCACCUACCCGGGUCUGCACCUCGACCCCCCCUCGCACGCCCCACCCGACGUGCAGAACGGUAGCCCCGCCCCCAGGUACCCCCCGCCCGCCGCCUCGGACCGGGACGCGGGCCCGCCCCCGGUCCCCCUGCAGCGGACCAAACCCCAGGCCCCGGGGGCCCCCAGGGACCCGCCCUCCCGGGACCCGCCCCCCAGGGACCCGCCCUCCAGGGACCCGCCCCCUAGAGAGCCCCCCCCCAGGCAGCCCCUCCUGCCCCGACUGGGACCCGUGCCCCGCCCCGGCGAGAACGGAGAGGCGGGCGUCACCGUGAAGCGCGCCAUGUCGGUGCAGGCCAGGAGGCCGCCUCCCAUUGGAGAUGGCGACGGCGCGCCCAAGACGCGGUCCCCGGAGAAGCAUCACGCCAUCUGCAGACCGCCAGUCCGGCCUCCGGACCCCCCCUCCGCCAGAUCGGCGGAGCCGCCGUCGGCCAGACCCCCGGACCCCCCGCCCAGCCGGCCCACGGAGCCCCCCCCCUCGCGGCCCCCCAUCGCCCAGAGGCACUCCGCGCCCCCCGCCCCCACCGCGCCCACCGCCGACCCCACCGCCGCGUCCUACGUGGCUUCCAAGACCAAGUUCUUUGAGAACGCUUCCAAGCAUGGAGCCAGUCCAAAUGCGGCAGCAACAAUGAAUGUCAAAAAAGAGAACGCAGGGUGAGUCUCCCAGUCACCGGGACCACACCAUCUCGUUCUGGGUUGUUUUGGACCAAGGACCAAAAGAAAUGCCCAGGAGAAGCUGCCAGCGAGUCCAUUUUGGAAAGUGGGAUACUUUCAGAGCAUUACUUUGCUCUCCAAAAGGUUUACUUGUGUCACACUAACGCUGCUUCAAAGGCUCGUCUUCCUGGUGCUUGUUCUAGCGCUUACAAAGUUAAACUGAGGUACAGAUGAAACAUCCCUCGUUACUCCUUGGUUCAACCCCAGCAUGAUACCCCCCAACAUUUUUCCAUGCCAUUAAAACUUCUUAAUCGCCCCAUUGGGUUUUGACUCCUGUUUGAGUCUUGCUUGUUUCCAUGUUCAUGUGGUUUGUGCCAAUUUAUUUUUCCUCGGCUUAAACCAACAGGUACACACCCUCCCUCAUACUGCAUUUGUUGGAAUGCAAUUAAUACAAUUGCAAUUAAUGCUAAUUUGAAUCGUCUAAAGUGACAAAUCUGUGGUACUUAUAAACCUGUCUUCUUGCGGGUGACUAAAGUAUUACGUUUUUUGUUUCUGUAUGUGAAAGCACAGUUGAAUAACUAUUUUGUGUUUAUUUUUUAACUUUAUAAUCGGUUUAAUAGUCUACCUGGUGAUUCAUAUGUUGGACAAUGGGCAGAUUGUAAUGAAGGAUUGGUUGGCCUAUUGUUUAGAUUUAAAAGUCGGACCAGCAGAAAAAUCAGUAGUCUGGUACUUAAGCCAAGGAUACAAAGAGUUUUCAUCUAUUCAGACUUGCUUCAGAACUUCGAGCAUUAAGUGAAACUGGUUCCCAACCGCUUUUUCUCUUUCUUUGUAAGUUUUGGAACUAGGUUUUGAUUCAUUGUGUCUGUAAAUCAUAAAGCAAUUAACAGUGUCUGGGAACUACAGUUACCUUUAUGGUUGACCAAAAUAAAAGCAUAUUUUGGUAGGUGUACAAAACGAAUCCCAGUUACUUUAACAAAAAGCUGUUCACUCUAUUUUGUGUUGCGUGGUGUGCUUUGCCAGACUAGCUUUCGGUUGUACAGUUACAUAUUAAUGGAGCCACAGUCAGUAAGCUAAAUAUGGGAGGAAAAGCAUCGUUAAAGUAAACGAUACAUCUCCCGCAGUGUUUAAUUGUUGUUGUUGCAUUACAUGAUUUCUUUUGAUUUGUUUGGCUUUUCAGGACUCACUUUCAAUGAUUUGUUUUUAUAUUCAAAAGGGACAAUAAAAUACAAUUUAUUGACACGA
This is a messenger RNA of Gadus morhua (Atlantic cod), 4263 nucleotides long. RefSeq names its product oligophrenin 1 (gene ophn1). Lineage: Eukaryota; Metazoa; Chordata; Actinopteri; Gadiformes; Gadidae. Gene Ontology annotation, molecular function: GTPase activator activity; protein binding. The transcript has 24 exons. Bases 548 to 3025 code for a protein of 825 amino acids. The record is from RefSeq and is a predicted model, not a curated record. Gene Ontology annotation, biological process: signal transduction. Gene Ontology annotation, cellular component: cytoplasm.